AUUUCUCCUUCUUUUACAGACUCCCUCUAGUUUGGGACGUGUUAUGUGAUAACACUACAGCGAUAGAGCGAAAGCAUCAUGAAGGUGACAAUCCUGCUCAUCUGCUCCUGCCUGGCCUGGGAAGGCCUGGGGAAGCCACAGUUUCCUGACCAAGAGAAAGAUCCCCUGUUCUGGAACACAUGGGCUCAGCGUACUUUGAAGAAUGCCCUCACACUUCAGAAGCUCAAUCAAAACACUGCAAAGAACCUCAUCCUCUUCCUUGGUGAUGGAAUGGGCAUUCCCACAGUGACGGCAGCACGAAUACUGAAGGGGCAGCUGAGCAGACAGAGUGGGGAAGAGACCCAGCUGGAGAUGGACAAUUUCCCCUAUGUUGCGCUUUCCAAGACAUAUAACACCAAUGCCCAGGUUGCAGACAGUGCGGGUACAGCCACAGCAUUCCUCUGUGGAGUGAAGGCCAACGAGGGCACGGUGGGUGUGAGUGCAGCUGCCGUCCGCUCUCAGUGCAACACCACACAGGGCAACGAGGUCACCUCCAUCCUCAGAUGGGCCAAGGAAGCCGGCAAGUCAGUGGGAAUAGUCACGACAACGCGUGUGAACCAUGCCACCCCCAGUGCAGCCUAUGCCCACUGUGUGAACAGGGACUGGUACUCCGAUGGAGAAAUGCCCGCUGAGGCAGUAGAGGCGGGCUGCAAGGACAUCGCCAGACAGCUCUUUGAGAACAUUCCCAACAUCGAUGUGAUUAUGGGAGGAGGGAGGAAGUACAUGUUCCCCAAAAACCAAUCAGAUGUGGAGUAUCCUGGAGAGAAGAAACACUUCGGUACCCGCAUCGAUAGAAGGAACUUGGUGGAGGAGUGGAAUAACCGAAUGAAAAACAAGAACGCCAACUAUGUAUGGAACAAGAAGGAACUUUUAUCGCUAAACCCUAAUAGUGUGGAUUACCUUUUGGGUCUGUUUGAGCCUGGAGAUCUUCCCUAUGACCUGGAGAGAAACAAUGAGACAGAUCCUUCACUGACAGAGAUGGUGGAGGUGGCCAUUAAGAUCCUGAAGAAAAACCCCAGCGGAUUCUACCUGCUGGUGGAGGGGGGGCGCAUCGACCACGGACAUCACGACGGUAAAGCCAAGCAGGCCCUGCAUGAGGCAGUGGAGAUGGACCGGGCCAUUGGCCAUGCUGGCCUCAUGACCAGCAUAUAUGACACAAUGACUGUCGUCACUGCUGACCACUCUCACAUGUUCAACUUUGGAGGCUACACUCCAAGGGGGAACACAAUUUUUGGACUGGCUCCCAUAUUGAGUGAUGUGGACCAGAAGCCCUUCACAGCCAUCUUAUAUGGGAAUGGACCAGGGUUCAAAGUAGUCAAUGGUCUGAGAGAGAACGUCUCCACCCUUGACUAUGAGGAAAAUAACUACAAGGCCCAGUCUGCAGUGCCGCUGAGUAUGGAGACUCAUGGAGGAGAGGAUGUGGCUGUGUUUGCUAAGGGCCCUAUGGCUCACCUGCUACACGGUGUCCACGAGCAGAACUACAUUCCCCAUGUCAUGGCUUAUGCUGCCUGCAUUGGCCAGAACAGAGACCACUGCAUGUCAUCCAGUGGAGCCUCUAGUCUCAGCGCUGCUCUGCCCAGCCUGACAGCUCUCCUCACACUCAUCCGCCUCCUCUGCUGACCUUUCACCCCAACCCCCCUCCUGCACUACCCCAACCCUCUUAGUAUACAUGUGAUACGCCCACAUAUUGUUUUCCAGUUGCAAUGCGUAUUUUCUUCUUACCAUUUAAGAAAUAUUUUUUCAUUCUAUAAUGACCACUGCAAGGGCAUUUAAAGUUAGUGUUUUGAGGGUUGGUGUUGUUCAGUCAGAUGUAGUUUUAGGGAAAAUAAGAGGAUAUCACUUUAUUUCUACUGCUUAUAGGAUAGGUUGUGUUAUUUUACUUUGGUAUUGAUCACUAUUCAGGUAACACCAAAACUAUGUGAAGAAUUCUGUCAUAUCAGUUGGUUUAAGAGAAGGGUAUAUCUCUGAAUUUAUAUCAAUCAUUGUAUGGGAAAAAUACCCUCCCGGGAUUAAUGACAAAGCAAUGUUGCUGCCCACCUUGUUGUCUGUCAAUUCCAUGACUACGGAUUAGUCAACUUUUCAAAGAAGCCAGUUCCUUUUGAAAAUUAGAAACCUAAUGCAGGGGAGAGGGCGGUAUGUUGUCACACUUUUCACACUCUUAACAUUUACUGGGCACAAUACAUCACAAUCUUAUAAAUGUCAUACCAAAUGAAAGAAGGAAGUCUUGGGCACAUAUGUUGUAUUCAUGACAUCUUCAUGUCUUAUUUCAGUACGGAGUUGUAGACAGUUAAAUAGAGAGUGUGCACAUGUGAAAGUUUGCUCCAUCAACGGGUAAAUUGUCACACUUCGUCGGGUAAGAUUAUCAACAAAUAAGAACACAACUAAUUAAUUGUGAAUGUUGAUUUUAAUUUCAAAUUCAAAACCAAAUUCAAUUUCAUUAAAGAGCUCAAAAUAAAAACAAUCAUGCCUAGAGAAUCUGGCAAAUCAUGACUUUCAAUCAAAACAAUAAUACUGGCAGAGCACACAGUAAUUAAGUAAUUACUAAGUAACUGCCUUCUUUUUCUUUGCAGAUCCAGAUUUUGACCUCCCACCUUGCUUACCUUUCUUCAGAAACAGCCUUUUGCUAGAUUGUGCCUUAUUCUUUUAAAUUUCUAUUGCCUGCUUCACUGGUGUGUCAGUUAGAAUUGCUGCUUUGCAUCGUUUUCUUCCUUUACAAGCUUGUUUUCGGGGGUCAGCUUUUGAAUAUGGCCUGAUGUCCUCUGGAGUUAGUAGUCUGCUGUCAGCAAUGGCAUUGCUGGGCAAGGGUGAGCUGGUGCUAGCAUAAGAACUGGGCAGGUCUGUGUCUGAGCUCGUGCUAGGCAGGGCUGGAAUGAUGCUGGGGCCUGGCAGGUUGGUGCUGGAGACAGGUUGGUGCUGGGGCCAGGCAGGGCUGGAAUAGUGCUGGGGCCUGGCAGGUUGGUGUUGGGGCCUGACAGGGUUGGAAUGUUGCUUGGGCCUGGCAGGGCAGGGUUGGUGCUGGGGCCUGGUAGGGUUGGAAUGUUGCUUGGGCCUGGCAGGGCAGGGUUGGUGCUGGGGCCUGGUAGGGUUGGAAUGUUGCUUGGGCCUGGCAGGGCAGGGUUGGUGCUGGGGCCUGACAGGGUUGGAAUGUUGCUUGGGCCUGGCAGGGCAGGGUUGGUACUGGGGCCUGGCAGGGCAGGGUUGGUGCUGGGGCCUGGUAGGGUUGGGUUCUGAAUGGGGAGAUCUGUAAUGUAGGAUGGCGCAAACUCGGUUGUAAUGUUGUUCCCCAGCCACCCUAAAGCCAGCCUGAAUGUUCAAGGGGGUUGCAGCCAGAGGAUAGGUGAUUGCCACAAUCCCAGGAAUGUCAUAAAUUGACAUUGUCUUCUCAGGAUUGUUCCUCAUCCAGGCAUCACAAGAGGUGUUUCAAAUGUUUCAGGAAGUCAACAGUGCACAUCUUUCAUCCACCCAGAGGGAUUUGUCCCUCCUUUCCUACCAGGUGGCCCGUUGAUCAGGAAAUGAUCAUGAAAGUUGACACGGGGAAUAUAAAAUAUGGAGGUAUACUAUUCCCUGUGGCUGAGAUAGCACAGGCCAGUGUGACGAGGGUUCCCCUUUCAGUGGAGGUCAGUAACCCUACUUGUUUGAAUCUACAUCUGCCCACCACUUUGUCAGGUUUAUGUACAGUGGUCACUCCAGUUUCAUCGACAUUCCAUAUGUCUCCUGGUCCAACUUGAUAUCUCUCUAGCACUUAUGCUACAUUGUCGAAGAAAGCAUUAACAUUUUCUCUGUUGAAGCUACUUGCCCUGGCAAGGCUAGUUGCCUCUGGCUUUCUCAGCAACAGCGUUGGGUGCCGCUUUAAGAAGCCUCUAAACCACUCCAAGCUGGCCUUUUCUUUUUCUGCCCACAUUGGUGCGAACUUCAGCUGUUGUGUCACAGCAAACUGGUCGGCAAGUCUUCUGACCUCACUUGGCGACAGACCAAAAUAAAUGUCAGCUGACCUAGUACUAUACUAAACAAGCUGCAUCUCCAAAUCAGGUGAAAAAACCUGUCGUGGCUUUGUAUAGCCAACCACUGUUGUUGGUAUGGCUGUCUGACUUUCAACUUCUUCUCUGGUAACCUUUUGACAAUACCGAGUCAGGGUACGGGAAUUUAUGUCAAAAUCCUUUGCUGUACUCCUGAUUGAUUUGUUCUGCAACUUCACCUGCCUCACUGCUUUUAACAUUAUGCCAGGUGGUGGGCUGCCAUCCUCUGUCUUUCUUUUAUCAUUUCUAACCAUCUUUCUUUCCUUCCUUCCUUCCUUCCUUCCUUCCUUCCUUCCUUCCUUCCUUCCUUCCUUCCUUCCUUCCUUCCUUC
Messenger RNA from Oncorhynchus mykiss (rainbow trout), 4386 nucleotides. Lineage: Eukaryota; Metazoa; Chordata; Actinopteri; Salmoniformes; Salmonidae. The record is from RefSeq and is a predicted model, not a curated record.